Molecule: messenger RNA, 1034 nt
Organism: Prorocentrum cordatum
Lineage: Eukaryota; Dinophyceae; Prorocentrales; Prorocentraceae
Source: the annotation of a GenBank genome assembly
GGAGCGGCGGAAGCGGAUGUUCCUCAACGCCUCCAGCGUGCCCGUCAACGACGAGGGCUACGCGCGGGUGUCGUCGACGCAGAGCUCAGACAAGAUGCGUAUCUUCUUGGAGAGGGUCGUCAAGGCGAUGCAGGGCCAAGUCCUCAAUAUGGACCAGUUCGCGGUCUUUGCGGCGUUCGCGGCGGACAACGGGAAACCUGUGUGCACAUACAGGGACCUCAAGGCGCAGCUUCGCAGCGCGAGCAAUAUCAACAGCCCGUUCGUCAGCUUCCCGACAGCCCCCCUGAAGGACGACGACGACACUCUGGUAAUCUGGCACGACCACCAGGGCGCCGAGGGCAAGAUCCUGAGGUGCGUGAAUGACAAGGCGAACCCCAGGACCUACGUGGUACAGAUUGGCGAGGGCGGGGACUCCUUCCAGGAGAAGAUUCGGGCCGACGACCUGGAGGUCCGGAUGGACCUGCGCUGGAUGAGCUCGGGCGUCGUGUUGGGACUCAUACCAGACGGUUUGGAAGACGCGAUCUCCGAUCUGCAGCCCACCGUUGACGCAUUGGGCCGGCAGAUCGUGUACUGGUUGCAUAAGUGCGAGGCGAUAGUGACUUGGGCGAACGCCACGAUGGCCGCCUACAUCACCGUGGCCUUCUUCGCUGCGAGCGUUUUGCUUGGGUGGCUAGUCUACGAGAGUCAAAGCGCUGUGUCGGUGAUGUUACUAUGGCUGCUGAAGGGGGCCCUGGCCUGCGGAGUGGCCUUCCCGCACCUCUGGUUCGCGCACUUCGCCGUGAAGGUGCGCACGCGGUUGACCGCUGAGGCGUCGGCCAAGCAGCACGCCGCGACGGGGCCGUCCGCCUGGCCGUUCUUCCGGGCCGAGUAGCCGCCGGCGGUGUGUAGGGCGGCCAGGGCCACGGGGCGACGUGUGGAGGAGGCCAGGCCGACACGCUGCGAGGCAGCGUGGGGCCAGCUGCAUCCGCGUGGAUCCAGGGUGCGCCUGGUGCGCAACUCUGCGCCCGCACUGUGCACCUCAGGCGAUGCUUCAG